Acanthosepion pharaonis is the source of this 1380-nucleotide messenger RNA. NCBI's taxonomy places the organism in Eukaryota, Metazoa, Mollusca, Cephalopoda, Sepiida, Sepiidae. The record is from the annotation of a GenBank genome assembly.
AUGUAUAUACAAAAUCACAUCUAUCUAUCUAUCUAUCUAUCUAUCUAUCUAUCUAUCUAUCUAUUGAGAAAUGAAUGUGAAUGCAUAAACGAUACGAUCACCAAAGUUUUUUCGUUUUCUCUACUCUCUCCUUUCUCUACACUCUCCUUUCUCACCUCUUUUCUCUCAUUACUUAUUCCUUUCUUUACUGUCUCCUUUUUCACCUCUCUUUUCUUUACGCUCUAUUUUCUUUACACUCUUCUUUUUCACCUCUCUAAUCUCACCUUUCUCAUUUAUCUAUUGUCUUCUUUCUCACUGAUCUACUUUCUCUACACUUUCAUUUCUCUACUCUCUCCUUUCUCACCUCUCUCAUUUCUCUACUCUCCUUUCUCACCCCCCUCUCCUUUUUUCUGUCUCCUUUUCUUGCUUCUCACCUCUCUCAUUUCUCUACUCUCUCAUUUCUCUACUCUCUCUUUUCUCUACUCUCCUUUCUCACCUCUCUCAUUUCUCUACACUCUCUUUUCUCUACUCUCCUUUCUCACCUCUCUCAUUUCUCUACUCACUCUUUUCUCUACUCUUCUUUCUCAACUCUCUCAUUUCUCUACUCUCUCUUUUCUCUACUCUUCUUUCUCACCUCUCUCAUUUCUCUACUCUCUCUUUUCUCUACUCUUCUUUCUCACCUCUCUCAUUUCUCUACACUCUCCUUUCUCACCUCUCUCUUUUCUCUACUCUCCUUUCUCACCUCUCCCAUUUCUCUACUCUCUCAUUUCUCUACUCUCUUUUCUCUACUCUCCUUUCUCACCUCUCUCAUUUCUCUACACUCUCUUUUCUCUACUCUCCUUUCUCACCGCUCUCAUUUCUCUACUCACUCUUUUCUCUACUCUUCUUUCUCAAAUCUCUCAUUUCUCUACUCUCUCUUUUCUCUCUUCUUUCUCACCUCUCUCAUUCUCUACUCUCUCUUUACUCUCUCUUCUUUCUCACCUCUCCCAUUUCUCUACUCUCCUCUCCCUCUCUCCAUUUCUCCUCUCCUUUCUCACCUCUCCCAUUUCUCUACUCUCUCAUUCUCUACCCUCUCUUUUCUCUCUCCUUUCUCACCUCCCUCAUUUCUCUACUCUCUCUUUCUCUACUCUUCUCUCACCCUCUCUCAUUUCUCCUACUCUCUUUCUCUCUCUCCUUUCUCACCUCUCUCAUUUCUCCUACUCUCUCUUUCUCUACUCUCCUUUCUCACCUCUCUCAUUUCUCUACUCUCUCUUCUCUCCUUUCUCUACACUCUCCUUUCUCUACACUCUCCUUUCUCACAUCUUUCCUCUCAUUACUUAUUCCUUUCUUUACUGUAUCCUUUCUCAUCUCUCUUUUCUUUACGCUCUAUUUACUUUACACUCUUCUUUUUCACCCCUCUAA